Molecule: messenger RNA, 2943 nt
Organism: Aspergillus mulundensis
Lineage: Eukaryota; Fungi; Ascomycota; Eurotiomycetes; Eurotiales; Aspergillaceae
Product: SPX and EXS domain-containing protein
Exons: 7
Coding region: 1-2943 (980 amino acids)
Biological process (GO): phosphate ion transport; cellular response to phosphate starvation
Cellular component (GO): cytoplasm; Golgi apparatus; plasma membrane
Molecular function (GO): inositol hexakisphosphate binding
Source: RefSeq, a predicted model, not a curated record
AUGAAGUUUGCCAAAGAAUUGGAGCAUGAGCUGGUUCCUGAGUGGCGGGCCAAAUACCUCGACUACAAACUCGGGAAAAAGAAAGUCAAGGCAAUAUCGCGCGCCAUUAACAAGGCAAACCGCACACCGACUUAUGCUUCUCUGAGACGUCCUACAGUUGGGGCCGAGCUCUUGGAUACUCCAGCUGGCUCCAACCGGUCCGCAUCGUUUCGUCGCGCAGAGAAACGAAUUGAAGGAGGAGGCACACAGAACAAUCUCGCGAGUCCGAACCUUACGACAAGGUCCACCCCCGGUCAGCGACAUGAGCUACAGCCUCUGCGAGUGCCAGGCUCUCGGUUUUCUGCCGUGCAUGGAAGCUAUGGCAGUAUUAUCGCAUCACCGCCGAUGCGCCCGGGUACGUCAGACGCCGCAUCUCUUGAGCUGCCUGGUCCGGCUCUGGAUGUCGACGAGGAUUCCCGUUACUCGGAUCAGUAUCUGGAUUUACCAAUCUCCCCGAAGACUACGCUGCCCAGACAUGGCAACAAAAGAACCGUCUCCAGGGGAAAUACCCACCUUAGUCCAUCGAUAGCAAAACAGUCGAGUGCCAAGAAUAACGAGACCAAAAGACCCGCGACGCCUGGAUCCUCCAUUAGGCGCAAUUCCCGGAUUUUGAAACGUAUGCUAUCUACAACUGACUCGCCGGAGAAGCUUGUAGAGGCUGAUCAACGGUCCGAUGUUGAGAAGAAGCAAGACGAGUUCUUUGCAUUCCUUGACGGCGAACUGGAGAAAAUCGAAUCGUUCUACCAGAUGAAGGAGCGAGAAGCGACUGAACGCUUAAAGGUGCUCCGGGAGCAACUGCAUACCAUGAGGGAUCAGCGCAUACAAGAAGUGUACCACGCUAAGCGGCACCGGACCGGAGAGGGUGAGCAGCAGCCGUCAGAAACACGCGGUGGCUUGAAUGGCCGCAGGAUCAGAGCUGCCAUCACGGGACGCCGGAUUGGAAAGAACUCCAAGGCACUAGCGGCUUUGGCUACUCCCGGAGGCGAACAGCCGCAGGAUGGUGAUGCUAUUACCAGGCGCAGAGACUUCACGCGUCACCCGACUGAGCUGCAACAGCUACCAAAGUCAGAAGUGCCUUAUCGCUCGGCAAAGAGAAAGUUGAAGUAUGCCCUGCAGGAGUACUACCGAGGCGUAGAACUCCUGAAAUCCUACGCCUACUUGAAUAGGACUGCCUUUCGGAAAAUCAACAAGAAGUACGACAAGGUGGUUGAUACACGACCGUCGAUGAGGUACAUGGCAGAGAAGAUCAACAAAGCAUGGUUCGUUCAAAGUGAAGUAACUGAAAGCCUGCUUGCUACUUCAGAGGAUCUUUAUGCUCGCUAUUUCGAGGGUGGCAAGCGGAAGAUCGCUGCCUCAAAGCUUCGCCAUACUAUCAGGAAGUCCGGUGAUUACUCGCCAAGUACUUUCCGUUGUGGCCUGCUGGGGAUGGCUGGUCUUCUAUUUGCUAUCCAGGGUCUGAUUUACGCAAGUGAUCGCAUGGAUAACCCUGAAAUAAGUGGACAGACAAGUUACUUACUCCAGAUUUAUGGGGGAUAUUUCCUAGUCGUUUUUCAUUUCUUGCUCUUCUGCGUAGACUGCAUGGUCUGGAAUAAGGCCAAGAUAAACUAUGUUUUUGUCUUCGAAUACGAUACUAGACACGCACUGGAUUGGCGCCAGUUAGCUGAGCUUCCUUGCUUUUUCUUGUUCAUGUUGGGCCUUUUCAUGUGGCUCAACUUUUUGACGGUCAAUGAUAUGUAUAUCUACUGGCCUGUCGUCCUUGUUGGACUCACUAUGGUCGUGUUGUUUCUACCGCUACGCGUCCUAUACCACCGAAGUCGCAAAUGGUGGGCAUAUUCUAAUUGGCGUCUUCUGCUGGCGGGUCUGUACCCUGUCGAGUUCCGUGAUUUCUUCCUGGGGGAUAUGUACUGUUCCCAGACGUAUGCAAUGGGGAACAUUGAACUAUUCUUUUGUCUCUACUCAAGACACUGGGGAAGCUCGUCAAUGCAGUGUAAUUCGUCUCACUCCAGGCUGCUUGGAUUCUUUACAACUGUUCCAUCCAUUCUGCGAGCUUUCCAAUGUAUCCGCCGAUAUGUGGACACAAAGAAUGUGUUUCCACAUCUUCUGAACUUUGCCAAAUACAUGUUUGGGGUACUCUAUUACGCCACCUUGAGCAUGUAUCGCAUCAACAGAACGACCCGAUUCCAGGCCCCUUUCAUUACAUUCGCACUGUUGAAUGCUGUAUAUGUUACAGUCUGGGACCUGGCAAUGGACUGGAGUCUAGGCAACCCCUACGCCAAACAUCCUCUGUUGCGCGAAACCCUGGCGUUUAGAAGAGCAUGGGUUUAUUACGUAGCCAUGGUUAUUGACGUGGUCGUACGUUUCAACUGGAUCUUCUACGCCAUUUUCGCCCACGACAUCCAACACUCCGCCGUGCUCAGCUUCGUCGUCUCUUUCUCGGAAAUUUGCCGACGAGGCAUCUGGACUGUAUUCCGAGUCGAGAACGAGCACUGCACAAACGUCCUUCUAUUUCGCGCCUCCAGGGACGUUCCCUUACCUUAUACUGUGUCCUCUACGGAUGGUCAAAUCGAGCAACCACAACAGCCUCCCCAGCCAGAAGUCCACGAGGCCCAAGCCUCUCUCACGGUCCCGCCAACGCACGAUCUGGAAGAAGCAGUGCCAUCACCCGGUGCUGCCUCAGUGCGCCCCCGGGCACUUAACCGCGUUGGAACCAUUAUGGCCUCCGCUCACGCGCAAGAUUUCCAGCGCAAGAGGCGGCCCGACGAGAUGGCUGGGGCUACUGUGGCGCAUGGUCCGCAGGAGUCCCCUGAUGAUUCCAGUGACAAUGACGAGGACGAUGAGACCCAGCCGUACAGGGAUUCGGAUGAUGCGAUUGAGGAAGAGGUACCGUCCGAUGAUACUCGGUGA